Molecule: messenger RNA, 2101 nt
Organism: Somion occarium
Lineage: Eukaryota; Fungi; Basidiomycota; Agaricomycetes; Polyporales; Cerrenaceae
Source: the annotation of a GenBank genome assembly
AUGGUGUUCCCAGCCUUUUACACAUGGAACAUGCUUAUAGCCUUAUCCUGGGUAAAAUCAGUUAUCUUCAGCGACGACAAUGCGGUAGAGACGUAGACUUUGACGUUGACAUUCAUCGACGUCCCAUAUAUAAGGACGUCAAACAAUGAUCUAGCUGAACUGUUCUCACUUGAACCCGUUUUCUCCCCCUCCUCCGUUAGUAGCGAAUCUUUGUGCUAACCGCUGGCAUUGUAGCAUUAAUGUCAAACGAUAAGAUUCUCGGGAUCGUCGUAAUCGCUCGACAUGGCGAUCGCCAAGGAUUCUAUCAGGAUCCUGACUCUUACACUGCUUCCGCGACGUCGAUCACUCCUUUGGGGGAGAAACAAGAGUCUCAGUUAGGCUCACUCUUGCGUUCACUGUAUUUGGACGCAUCUUCUCCUACGUACAUCCAGGGGAUUAGCAAUUCGACUUCAUUGUUCCAACAAUCUCAGGUUGCAGUCCGUGCUGAUGCUGGAGGAGAGGGAGGAGUCAUAUUCGACAGUGCUGUUGCCUUGCUUCAAGGAUUGUGGCCUCCUACGCCAUUAUCGAGCACGAUUCUUGCCAAUGGAAACAACAUCACCAGUCCUUUGAACGGAUAUCAGUUUGUUCCGAUUGAAAGUGUUGAGCCAAAUGAGGACGUUUCAUUAGAGGGUUUCACCUCUUGCAACACUUUGAACGAUCACAUUGCCGCGUUCUAUGAUUCCCCGGCAUUCCUUGAGAAAGCAAAUCAGAGCGCGUCCUUCCUGUCGCAGCUUCAUUCAUACUUGGACGGUAGGGCAGUUACAUUGGAGAACAUGUGGAAUAUCUACGACUAUAUGAAUGUGCAAUCCAUCCAUGACGCCAAUUUCGCUAGCCGUCUUCCUCCAACCUUCCUCGCUCGAGCUCGUGAUUUGGCGAACUUCCAUGAGUACGGCGUGUUCAGCGACAGCCAGGCCAACGGGAUCGGAAACAUCGCGGCCCGUACAAUGCUGCCCUCCAUCCUCACCGCCUUCCAGCGUAUUGCCAAUGCUUCUGACCCACUGAGGUUGCACUACUCUUCCAUCUCUUACAAGCCAUUCUUGAGCUUAUUCAACAUGACUGGCCUCGUUCAAUCUGGGGAAGUCGAAGCUGGAAUUGUCAACUACGUAGCUGCUGUUGUCUUCGAAGUUCGCCAACCGGCGUCAGGCGAUGAACCAGUUCUCCGCUUUAACUUCAAGAACGGAUCCGACGAUACCUCUUUCCAUAGUCAUGACCUCCAUUUCUCUGGCUGGAACGGAGAUGGAGACGUCCCUCUUGCAACCUUCAUUAACGCGUUCCAACCUGUAGCUGUUAACACCACCUUGGAUUGGUGCAAUGUCUGCGGACAGACUACUGAUAGAGGUUGUGCUGCACUCCUCGGUGCAUCUUCUUUUGGUUCACACCAUGAUAGGAUUAGUCCUGUUGGUGCCGGUUUCCUAGGUGCAGGCUUGACUGCCGCUGUCAUGUUGGCUGCUUUAGGGGUAUUGCUCUUCCUUGGGUUCUUGACCUUUGGUAGAGGCAGACGUAACGCGAAGGAUUCUCAUGCAAGGGUUCAUUCCGAUGCCGGUUCUGAGUCGAACUCGAUCGGCAAGGCCGCAUGAAGGUUAGAUGUUCCUAUCCGAGUGAAUGAUUGCGAAAUGACUUGAUGAAGUUGUACGAAAUUUACGACAAAUGUAUCCUGAAUGAAGCUCGGGAAGUUUCACAUGUUGAAAGUGCACAAACUAAAGGAGUACAUACGGUUCUCUCCAGUAUCUGCUGUAUUAACAGUGCGCCAUAUUAAGAGGAUUAGAUGUAUUAUGGCCAUUGGUAAUCGUCGUUCACUUCUUCGGCUCGGAACAGCGAUUCAUGAUCAGAACGCUCGUGGAAGAUAUCUUGAGGUAUUUGUCAGUUCAUAUAUUCUGCCAAAAGAGUGUCAGCACAAGGGAGUACGUACCGCUGUCAUCUGUAUGUUUGCUUGACGUCGUAUCCCAGUCGCUUUCGUCCUCCGGAUAAUCGUUCUUGUAGGAGUCUUCCGCUGAACAAAUUGAACAAUGAGCAAUGUGCCUAUAUUCAGAUUCGAAACUUACCAUUGGAAUCUUCAUCUUCC